This is a messenger RNA of Lepisosteus oculatus (spotted gar), 1007 nucleotides long. Its product is annotated as C-C motif chemokine 20-like. Gene Ontology annotation, cellular component: extracellular region. Gene Ontology annotation, biological process: immune response. Gene Ontology annotation, molecular function: chemokine activity. Lineage: Eukaryota; Metazoa; Chordata; Actinopteri; Semionotiformes; Lepisosteidae. The record is from RefSeq and is a predicted model, not a curated record.
GUUAGGUUAGUUCAUAGCAAAGCUCGUAGAACACAGAUCUCGUCUUACUGUGAAAAGUUGCUGACUGUACCUUAACAACAAAAUGGCAAGCUCUAAUCUCAUCACAGUCAUACUGUUUGGACUUCUGACAGUGAACUUGUUAGCCCUACACUCUGAAGCAGCCCAAGGAAACUGUUGUCUCUCAUACUCAAAGAAGCCGCUUCCACGCCAUCUGAUUGCAGGCUACACAAUUCAGACUGUCAAGUACAGAUGCAACAUUGACGCAAUUGUGUUCCACACUGUCAAGGGAAAAUCUGUCUGUGCUAAUCCAGCAGAACACUGGGUGAUGAACAGAAUCGAAUGGCUGAAGGAAAAAGCAAACCAACUUGUUCAGUAAAAUUCUGUCACCUCUUGAGUCUGAAGAUGGAUUGAAGAAGAAAAUAAGCUAACGACCCAACUUAUUUUUAAGCCCUGUACAAAUGUACAAAUACAGAUGGAAGGACCCUCUUUUGUUCUACCUGCAAAAUACUUUUUGGUUUUCAAUUUUUAUUGUAGAUAAUUCUGUAUGGUCAUUUUUACUAACUGCCUUUAUGCUAUGAUACUAAUGUUAUUUAUUAUGCUGGUCAAAGAUAAAGUGCUACAAUAAUUCUGUUACUCUGAAAAACUACUGUUAUUUUGGAGCUUAAGCAUUUACAGUACAUGUUCUUAUUCUAGCAUUUUGAAUGUAUUUAACUUGUUGCCUAACAAGCAUUUGGCAUCAUAUUUGAUUUGCAUGUUUGUGUUAUUAAUCUGUUUCAUAAACAGAAAUGAUGUAAUGUAUCGAUAAGAUACUAUGGUAAGAUAUACAAGAAACUUUAAAACACUUUGUUUUAUAUGGUAUCACACAUUUGUGUUCUUAGUUUAUCUCAAUUGGAAGAGAUUUGUUAAAUGAAUUUGUACGGAAUUCUCAUAGAAGGCUUUUAAACUGUUUUCCUGGGGAUUAGUAUGGAUAUUUCAGUAAAAUAAAACAAUAUUUAUAAAUAAUAAAA